AUGUCGACGGCCUCUUCGGAAGUGGAACAACUGGAGGAUCACGAGGAGUUGGAGUCAAAUCCGGAUGGCUCUCCUGCGAUGGCAUGCGGUCCCUCGCAGCCAGGAGACAUGUCGAUGAUUGCCCGCAGUUGGGAUACAGCGAUGCGUGAGCUGCUUCACAGUGUCCCACGUUUGGCUCGGGAUGUCAAGGGAGCGCCUCUUUUGUCACAACACAUCAACUCCAUGGAUUCCCAAGGCCUGGCUUUGUUGGUCGCGGCGCUCCGUCCCCAAUUGCCUGAACUCGCUUGUGAUGCAGCCGGUGCCGGAGUGGUGCAGCAAAUCUUUCGAAGCUGCUCUGAAACGCCGGCACUGCGGUUUCAGCUGAUCCAAAGUCUGCAGGGAUGCAUCCAAAAACUGACCAAGGCCUUGGAAUCUGCAACAUGGGAGAUGCAGAUGCCCAUCAUGACUGAGCUCAAGGGAAAGGUGUUCUAUUGCAGUCGCCACAUGCACGGCAACUUUGUGAUGCAGAAGGUGAUUCAAACCUUGCCGCCGAAUGCAUUGGGCUUCAUGAUCACCGAACUCAAGGAGAAUGCAGUGGCCGCAGCACUGCAUAUCUACGCGUGCCGAGUGCUGCAGCGUUUGAUUGAAUGCUGCGGGGUGGCCACAUCUGACUUAGUGGACAUCCUGCUGCAACCAGGUGAACAACUUCAACGCUUGGUCAAGGACCCCUACAGCAGCAACGUGAUUCGUUCAUUGGUGGUGUGCGGCAAUGUGAGCCAGGUUCAAAUCGUAAUGCGACUCUUCAGCACGGAUGUGAUGAAGUUCUCACGCAACCGCCAUGCAAGCUUGGUCUUGGAAAAAUGCUUGGAAGUGUCUGCCUUUGGAGUGAAAGCCGCUUCCCUCACUCAGGAACGCCGGGAGCUGAUGAACGCCUUCUUCAGCACGUCCCGCAGCGCUUCUCCGCCGCUGCUGCAGAUCAUGCUGGACCGGAUCCGCUCCCGUCCCGGUGACGUCCGUCCCCGCCGUUUGCGGGGGACCGGCGGGAGCGCCCGUCCCAUACGUUCCGGUGCUCGGGUUCUGCACAGCGAAGAACGCCGAGCCCGGUUCCCAUGUCGUGGGGUCGAAGCACCCGUCGGUUCGCACCGUCGGUUCGUGGUCCUGGCUCGGUGA
Durusdinium trenchii is the source of this 1149-nucleotide messenger RNA. Lineage: Eukaryota; Dinophyceae; Suessiales; Symbiodiniaceae. The record is from the annotation of a GenBank genome assembly.